AUGGCGACCAACGGCGAUUUCUCGUCUGACGACGAGUCGCCCCCUCAAUCCCCCGGCAUGCAGCCCAUAGCAGACGAAGAAGAGCAAGUCCACCAGCCCGGCCCAGCGCCCAUGCCCAAAUCCGCGCUCAAAAAGAGCAACGCCGCCGCAGCAGCACUCGCAGCACGGCCUGUCCUCCCCGAACAACCCGACCCGCAAGACCUGGACGUCGCCAGCCUGACCCCUCUCUCGCCUGAAAUCAUCUGCCGACAAGCGACCAUCAACAUCGGCACGAUCGGGCACGUGGCGCACGGAAAGAGUACGGUGGUGAAGGCCAUUUCGGGCGUGCAGACGGUGCGGUUCAAGAACGAGCUGGAGCGGAACAUCACUAUCAAGCUGGGGUAUGCGAACGCCAAGAUCUACAAGUGCGAUAACCCGGAGUGUCCGCGACCGACCUGCUAUCGGAGUUUUAAGAGCGACAAGGAGGUCGAUCCGCCGUGUGAGAGGGACGGGUGUCAGGGGAGGUAUCGGUUGCAGAGACAUGUCUCCUUCGUCGAUUGCCCCGGCCAUGACAUUCUCAUGAGCACGAUGUUGUCAGGCGCCGCUGUCAUGGACGCAGCACUUUUACUCAUCGCAGGCAACGAAACUUGCCCACAGCCUCAAACUUCGGAGCACUUGGCGGCUAUCGAAAUCAUGAAGCUCUCCCACAUCAUCAUCCUGCAAAACAAAGUCGAUCUUAUGCGCGAAGAGGCUGCAUUACAACACUUCGACAGCAUCAAGAAAUUCAUCCGUGGCACCGUCGCCGACAACAGCCCCAUCAUCCCCAUCUCUGCCCAGUUGAAGUUCAACAUCGACGCCAUCAACGAGAUGCUGUGCAGCAGCAUUCCCGUCCCGCCGCGCAACUUCCAAGACACGCCCCAACUCAUCGUCAUCCGCUCCUUCGACGUCAACAAGCCCGGCUCGGAAAUCGAAGAACUCCAAGGUGGCGUCGCCGGCGGUUCCAUCCUAACCGGCAUCCUGAAGCUCGGCGACGAGAUCGAAAUCCGUCCCGGCAUCGUGAGCAAAGACGAAAACGGCAAGAUCCAAUGCCGUCCCAUCCACUCCCGCGUCAUCUCCCUCUUCGCCGAGAACAACAGCCUCAAGUUCGCCGUCCCCGGCGGCCUCAUCGGCGUCGGCACCCGGAUCGACCCCACGCUUUGCCGUGCCGACCGUCUCGUCGGUUUCGUGUUGGGUCUGAAGGGCCGUCUACCGGAGAUCUUCACCGAGCUCGAAGUCAACUACUUCCUGCUCCGACGACUGCUCGGUGUCAAGACCGCGGAUGGCAAGCAAGCGAAGGUCGCCAAGCUGGCGAAGAAUGAAGUGCUGAUGGUGAAUAUCGGCUCUACGGCGACGGGCGCGAAGGUGGUGGCGGUGAAGGCGGACGCGGCGAAGUUGCAGCUGACGAGCCCGGCGUGUACGAAGGUGGGGGAGAAGGUGGCGUUGAGUAGGAGGAUUGAGAAGCAUUGGCGUUUGAUCGGGUGGGCUACUAUUCUUCAGGGCACGACGCUGGACCCGCUGGAGGCCAAGGACUGA
This is a messenger RNA of Saxophila tyrrhenica, 1551 nucleotides long. RefSeq names its product eukaryotic translation initiation factor 2 subunit gamma (gene GCD11). The record is from RefSeq and is a predicted model, not a curated record. The transcript has 3 exons. Lineage: Eukaryota; Fungi; Ascomycota; Dothideomycetes; Mycosphaerellales; Extremaceae. Gene Ontology annotation, biological process: formation of translation preinitiation complex. The coding region runs from base 1 to 1551 and encodes 516 amino acids. Gene Ontology annotation, cellular component: cytosol; eukaryotic translation initiation factor 2 complex. Gene Ontology annotation, molecular function: translation initiation factor activity; GTPase activity; tRNA binding.